Molecule: messenger RNA, 1196 nt
Organism: Daucus carota subsp. sativus
Lineage: Eukaryota; Viridiplantae; Streptophyta; Magnoliopsida; Apiales; Apiaceae
Exons: 4
Coding region: 255-962 (235 amino acids)
Source: RefSeq, a predicted model, not a curated record
ACAAUAUUACCCCUGCAACCUCCCCGCCCGACCCCCAGCUUGAAACAAGCUGCCGCUUGCCAACGUAUUUUUCACUCAGAAACAUAUACAUACAACCUUAGAAAAUGGUCUCAACACAAUCAACCCCAAAUAUUUUCCUCUAAUAUACUUAAAUCAUAUAUACUAGGUGAUUGACAAGAAAUAUUCAGAGCCCAUUUUCCAAAUCACCCUUUUGCUUCAAUCUUGAUCAAGCCCUAACUUAAGGUUUAAACAUCAUGUUCCUAAGUUUAAACGAAUUGACGAAAAUAGAAGAAAAGGUUGUUCUGAUAUACAAUAAGAAAUCAAGUUGUAUUGGGCAUGGCGCACUCAUCGAUUCCAAUGGUUUAAUUUUGACAGCUAGUCAUCUUUUUGAUGAGUCUACUGUUAUUGGUUAUCGGGUAAAUGUUAGAGUCAAUGGUGGGAGAGCUACUCAAAUGUAUGUUGCAAGAGUUGUCAAAUUGGAGUGGAAAUGGGAUAUAGCUUUGCUGCAGAUUGAGGUGCCUAAUAAGUUGAAGUAUGCUAAAUUUGCUAAAAAGGUCCGGGUUGGACAGGAUUUGCAUAUGGUCGUUUCCAGUGAUGGUGAUAUUUUAUCCUACACCAGUGGUACCGUUGCUUUUGAGAGGAGGCCAUUUGGAGAUAUUGUUCAUUCUAAGAAUAUCGACUAUUUUGAUCCCGAAACAAUCUUUGUUCAAGCGCAUAACUUGCAUGGACAACCAGGUUGUUCGGGUGCACCUAUCUUCAGCUCGAAAGGUCGUAUUGUAGGGAUGUAUAGUUCGGCUUAUUUAAAGAGUGAUUUACUGGUCCAUGUGGAACAUUUGAAGACACUUUCUUACAGUUUUAUUCAGGAAGGUGAAACAUCUGAAGCCGGAGGAAAGAAGAAAAGGAAGCAAAAAAAGAAAAGAGGUGAAACAUCAGAAGCUGGAGGAAAGAAGAAAAGGAAGUGAAGUAUUCCAAAAUAGAUUCCCUUUUUAUGAUUCCAUUGAAGUAUCUCUCUGAAUUGCUUGAGUUGCUUUUGCUAAAUAUUCUCAAACUAGAAAUUCAUUGUGGAAGUAAAAAAUUAUAUUUUCUUUUACUCGAGCGAUGUACUAUAUAUUUAUGAACGAGGAAAGGCGCAUGAUGAUACCGCCAAUUACUAUGGCAGCCUUUUUUUUUUAUGUAUUGUUUCUUUGUUUCUUAAA